AUGUCGUCGUUUCUUGACCUGCCCGCUGAAUUGCGCAACCAGGUAUACGGUUACAUUGCUAUACCCCACACAGCACCUCUCUCCUCCUACAUCGGGCUCUACCUGUCCAGUCGCCAGAUUCGAUCUGAAAUGGACAGCGAGUGCGCCAAAAUAUUCCGAGCCUAUCUUAAAACCUUCCAGGAUCGGCACCAAGAUGCCCACCUCGUUAUACCUGAGAGUUUCGCGGAAAUGCAGCACGUCCGCCUGCACGUUUUACCGACAAGCAACUCAAACCUCGACCGACGGCUCGACAAAGUCACGGCUAUCUUCCUACUCCAUCUCGCGAGCCUUUCAAUUAUCUAUAGCUUUCCGGAAGACUUGCAGCUCUGGCAUGAGGAGGACCAUGGUGUGCUUUGGCUUGCCGAUGACAUUUGGGACCAGCUCAAGACAAGGGUGGUCAACUCUCAGCGGGUCAGAACAGUGUCCUUCUGGGCCUCAGAAGAAGAUGCGAAGGGUUUCGUCGAUUACUAUCCGCACGAUGAGUUUGUCCUCGCAAAUUGGACCUUUCUAUGGGAUGUGGGGCUUGACGGUACUCUACAUGGCGUGUGGAAAAAGGCAGAUGGCAAGGGACGCAGCGAAGUGCCAGCGAUUGAUACCAUGGCUUAG
Messenger RNA from Alternaria ethzedia, 645 nucleotides. RefSeq lists its product as uncharacterized. Lineage: Eukaryota; Fungi; Ascomycota; Dothideomycetes; Pleosporales; Pleosporaceae. Bases 1 to 645 code for a protein of 214 amino acids. The record is from RefSeq and is a predicted model, not a curated record. The transcript has a single exon.